UCACCUCAGCCGUCGGAUGUGGUAAUCUUUGUUCCACCGGCCGCUGCUUGUUCUGGGUGCAUGACGGCUGGGCCCAUACCUGCGUGGGGCCGUUUGUUUGAGACGGUGAGUGUCCGUGCUCGCGUCGAUCAGAAAAUUAAAACGGUGAAAACCCUAGCCUCACCGAGAGCUACCUCUCCCCAAUCCCGUGCCUCCCUCUCCUCCUCCAAUCCAAUCCUCCCCUCCCCCAAACCCGAUCCGCCGCCUCCUCCACACGAGGGCCCCGGGCAUGCGCAGCGACGACCGCGUGGAGGUACUUGUGGCGGCCGGACCAGGAGCUGGAGGCGUGCAGGCGGGAAGAGGCGGCGUCACCGUUCCGCUGCCCCGGCGUGGGGCAAGAUCGAGGCCUCCGACGAAACCCUAGCCACCGAGCAAAGGGGCGACUCCGCCGCCAUGGAGGCCCCGGAGGAGGUAGUGGACGCGGGAGGAGGCGAGGAGGAGCGGGUGGCCGGGGCGGAGCAGGUGCGGCUGGCCCGCAGGAGGGAGGCGAUGGAGGGCGACCGGCGGCGACGACGGUGGCCUCCUCGCUGCCCGUGUUUCAUCUGCUCGUCCAAGGGACUUCUCCCUGCCCUUCCCCGCGCCAUCCCACUCUCCUCCAUCUCGGCCGGCCGGACCGCAUCGUCGGCGGCGGCGGCGACCAGCGCAGCCCCCGUGGAGCGUCCAGGAGGUCGAGGAGGUGAGCACCAGCGCAGAUUCGUCGCGACGCCGCCGGCUGGACAUCCAUGGCACACAAUCCUUCGCCCUCCUACCUCGACAUGGGCUAAGUUGUCCUUGACGGUGACCUUGACAUUUCGAACCCAUCUACAGGUUAAUUAUGAGGACUUGGUGCUCCAUUAUCUCCUCAUUUCACUUAUGUGGGUGGCGAGGAGAUCAGCGAGAUGUCUCGCACCACCGGUGCACGAUGACAAGAUGGUGGGGCCUUUUGGCGUUCUUGCAAUCCGGUUUCCUCGGCCAGAGUUAGGCGACCUUGCCAGCAACACCUCGUCAUCUCGAACUUGUCACUAGAUGCAAAAGGAGAGGUGCAGAUUCAGGAUCAGUGGUGCAUUGCUUACUAAAAAGAAGAGCUUUGAACAAUUACUUUUGAACAAAAGGACAGAUGGAUUAUCUCGAUCAUUGCCCAACAUUGGACAAUAAUAAUAUUGCCCCUUCAUACAGUGGAGCUGGAGUGCUUAAAGGAUUUUUAUUGAAAAAUAAUCCUCUUGAUCUCUCUUCUAUCUCCAUAGCUCAUAUGUUGAUGCUCCUCCCUUCCUCAUGUGUGAGUCUAACACCGGGGAAGUUUCAUAUUUGUUCAUAACAACUUGACUGUCAACUAAAGAAUUGGAUAUGAGUUAUUACCAACAAUGACUGCAUCUUCUGUGAAAAUGAUCUGGUUACUGACAAGAAUGUGGAGCUCAUCGGGAUGCAAGAUGCCGAGGUGGCCGGCAUCCAACACCGUGGGCUGUUGGUGCUCCACCCAGCGCCCCACUUCUUGCUUGCAUGCAUGCCACCGGUCAGUUGUAAGAUGCCAACGCCCAGGUACUGUAGGUACCAAUGGGGAAACAACAGAAGAACGAUGAGGGCAUUGUCUCUAGGUUCAUUCUUAUUUUGAAGAAUAAGUAGUCAAAUCAAGGAUUGAUCGGCGAGUGAUCAAGCAGAGCGAUCUCGGGUUGUACGUGUUCGCGUUGAAUCUGUUGAGUGGCGAUCCCUUCAUGAAUUAAAAAUUGUUGCCAUACUUUGACACCUGCCAGUUUACUGGUUGCUAUAAAUUGUGAAGGAAUCAAGUUGUGGGCAAAUAUUGAAAGUGCAGUUGAAGGAUUGGUGCUGGUUGGAGGGUGCUCCGGUUCCUGCAUGGUGAAUUCCCUCCCAGGCAUCAAAAGAUUAUGUCAAUGCAGCCAUUGGCAAUAUGAAAGCGGCUUCACAAGUUCGGUGGAGGGAGCUGUUAUAACCCUAAAUUCCAUCAACACAAAACUAAUCUACUUAUACCGCCAUCACUAAACUACUGCUAAACUACGAUAUAUGAUAAAUGUUGCACUUUUGUUUCCCUUCUACCUUUAGGGCGAGGCACAACGUUGGCGCAAUGAGUAAACAUUUGUAAUAGUUUCGCUACACUGCGAUAUAUGAUAAAUGUUGCACUUUUGUUUUGCUUCUACCUUUAGGGCACGUUGGUACGACUGGUAAACAUUUGUAAUAGUUUCUGGUUCUUGUGGUAUCGGUGAAGCGGCUUAGAAUCUCGAACCAAACUUUUUAUCUUUCUGCUUACAAUAAGUAGAAGCAUUCCUUUUGGAAUUACUAAUUA
Molecule: messenger RNA, 2314 nt
Organism: Lolium perenne
Lineage: Eukaryota; Viridiplantae; Streptophyta; Magnoliopsida; Poales; Poaceae
Source: RefSeq, a predicted model, not a curated record